Naegleria fowleri is the source of this 738-nucleotide messenger RNA. RefSeq lists its product as uncharacterized. NCBI's taxonomy places the organism in Eukaryota, Heterolobosea, Eutetramitea, Acrasida, Naegleriidae. The record is from RefSeq and is a predicted model, not a curated record. Bases 1 to 738 code for a protein of 245 amino acids. The transcript has a single exon.
AUGACUACAAAUGACCCUCAUCAUCAUGAGGAGACUGCGCUACCUCAACAACCUGUGCCAAAGAGACGAAAGGGAAAAAAGAUAAAAAAGCCAUUCCUUCAACGAGUAAAGAUUGGAUGGGAGAAAACAGAUCGCAAACAAAAGAUAAAUUAUGGAAUCACAAUGGGCCUUUCAUUGGCGUCGGCGAUAUGCAACAUUAUGAUCAGCGUUUGGUCCUUUGCUGUUUUCGGAGUAACUAAGGCCGAUUGCCAUCGUAUUGGAAACACAAAAACAUGUCUUUUUGCAUACGUGAAUAACAUUUUUGCCACUUUAGCAGUGAUGGAAUUGGCGAGUGGUCUCAUUUCUGCAGGCCAUGUGGGGUCUUAUAUAUUUGAAAUUGUUUGGUACGCCUCCAAAAUGAAGGAAAAAGGAAGCGCCCUGUCAACUACAGUACUGCUUGGAAAAGGAUUGAUUUCCCUUAUCAUGCUACUUACUUUUAUAACUUAUUGUGUCUAUGCAUUUUCUCUCAGCUGUCCCUCAACCGAUCUUAUUCCUGGUUUUCAGGCAAUUACAAUAUCGUUCGCUGCUGGUUAUGCCGUGUUUUGGCUAGUAGGUACUGUGUUAGGACUUCUCACGUUCCAUUUCAACUACAAUUUGGUUCAAUAUUUGAAAGAGGCCAUUGUUGGAGAAGAUGACGACGAGGAUGACGAAGAGGAAGAGGAUGACAAUGAUUUAUUCGUUGAGGAGGAGAAGAAAUGA